AUGGUGCUAGUAAUAUCAUGCCAGAGUGGCGCGGUUGUACCAACCUACUAUUUGGGCUGGAGCGAGCUCAUGACUGUCGAAGGACGACUUUAUGAAUACUGCGCCAUCGAUACCCUCGGCUGUACAAUCCUCGGUGCAAUCAGGGCGAACUGUGCUGUCCGUUCCCUCAUGCUCGAGCUCCACCACUACGGCUUUGAUAUCCUGGAAGAUGCACUCGAGGAUCUUCUCAGCUCUACCAGACCUGCUCUGGAGCUGAUCAUCAACUGCACCCGCAGACGCUAUAAAAGACUCCACUCUCCUCACACAAUCAUCUACGAUCAAGCUACCAAAUCAAUCAAGUUGCGCGGUAUGGAUACCUAUGAGCUCUCGACCGCUAAGCCCACCUCUACCAUCAAGAAGACCUUGACAUACCUCUUCGCACAGGGUACCACUCAUCUCGAACUCGAGGACUGUCAUCUCUGCUCUGCAGAUCGCUUCAUCGUUCUUCUCUCCCUGACCGCCGGUCUAGAAAGCGUGCACAUGCAUGACUUUGAACCCUGUCGUUCAGGAGGAGACACGGCUAGAGAGCACUGGUCCGGUAUUCUCGGACAUCUGGCUGGAGUAAAGAGCUUGAAGCACUUUGUCAUUGAGAACCUGCAUUCUCCUCACGAUUGGGCUCUGUUUCAUCUUUCAACCUACACUGAUAAGCAUGAGGUUAGUGGCGAUGAGGUGAUCGAUCACUUGAGAACUCUGGCUGCUACUGUGGCUAAAGUCCCUGUCGCACAUCCGGAGGAGGAUCUGAUCUCCUCGUGA
Aureobasidium subglaciale EXF-2481 is the source of this 792-nucleotide messenger RNA. RefSeq lists its product as uncharacterized. The coding region runs from base 1 to 792 and encodes 263 amino acids. Lineage: Eukaryota; Fungi; Ascomycota; Dothideomycetes; Dothideales; Saccotheciaceae. The transcript has a single exon. The record is from RefSeq and is a predicted model, not a curated record.